Messenger RNA from Ostrinia furnacalis (Asian corn borer), 1724 nucleotides. RefSeq names its product SH2B adapter protein 1-like. NCBI's taxonomy places the organism in Eukaryota, Metazoa, Arthropoda, Insecta, Lepidoptera, Crambidae. Gene Ontology annotation, cellular component: plasma membrane. Gene Ontology annotation, biological process: intracellular signal transduction. The coding region runs from base 1 to 345 and encodes 114 amino acids. The transcript has 3 exons. The record is from RefSeq and is a predicted model, not a curated record. Gene Ontology annotation, molecular function: transmembrane receptor protein tyrosine kinase adaptor activity.
AUGAUCGCUCGUCACCGCAACGUCACGUUAUCUCCCCCUGUCACCGAACCGAAACAUAUUAAACGUCGUACAGAUGAUAAAUGUACGACGUACGACGAGAGCGAGACGCGCCGAGGGGAAUAUGUGCUCACCUUCAACUUCCAAGGCCGCGCGAAACAUCUCCGCAUGACGCUCAGUGACUCGGGCCAGUGUCGGGUCCAGCACCUCUGGUUCCCGAACGUUCACGACAUGCUCGAACACUUCCGAGCCCACCCGAUCCCGCUCGAGUCGGGCGGCGCUGCUGACGUCACGCUGACCGAGUACGUCGUGUGCCAGGACGCGGGCCGCCAACAAGUGAGAGACUAGGCGCGCGAUGCUCGAUUGUUUUUAGAAUGCGAGAUGCGUAGUCGAUUGUUUUACGAUUGUGAGAUGUUUUAUCGAUUGCUUUUGGACGUGAGACGUCAUUGUGCUCGGUUUUGAGAUCUUGGUAGAUAGCGAUACCGUAAAUUGCGCGCUCUUUUCACAGAAAAUGACCUCUUUUGGCGUAUACCACAAAAAUGUUUGCGUGUCAGGUUGCAUUAGCAAACAUUUGCUAAGUCAGAGUCUUAUUUGACAAUUCGUUCGAUAUUGUUAUUCGAUUUUUCUUUCGUCAAGUAUGAUCGAUUUAUAUCGUCUUCUCUGGUUUGAUUACUCAAAAGACUUGUUAUUUUGAAUCGGGACAAUAUCUCGAGUUACUUCAUACCGCUGGAGUCGGGCGGCGCUGCUGACGUCACGCUGACCAAGUACGUGCCAGGACGCGGGCCGCCAACAAGUGAGAGACUAGGCGCGCGAUGCUCGAUUGUUUUCGAAUGCGUAGGCGAUUGUGGGAAGUUUUAUCGAUUGUUUUUGGACGCGAGAUGUGAUUGUGCUCGGUUUGAAAUCGUUACAAAAGGAAAUUACGUAAAUCGAACGCUCUUUUCACCGAAACAAGUCGUUUAUGGCUUAGAAAAGUAAUUUGAUGGUGUAAAUCAAACGCUUUUUUCACUGAGAAUAAACCGGUUUUGACGUAAUAUUGUAAUUUUCUUGGUGUAGUCGAUUGUCUUAUGAUUGUGAGACAUUUAAUCGAUUAUUUUGGAACUCAAGGUGUGCUCGUUACUUUUAGGUUUGAAAGGCGAAAUGUUGUUUUAGUGUAUUUAGAUUCAGUUUCAAUAUCGCUAACCUAAACAGAACAGAAUACUUAUGUAUGCGUCUUAACGACAUCAGACACACAUCGCUAGACAAGUCAAUAUUUUUGUUUCGGGACCUUAAAAGAAACAGGUGUCAUUAACAUACAUUAAAUAUCAGAUUUUAGAAAACUUGUAGGGUAUUAUGUAUAUCCAAAUUAUAUUGGAUAUCUCGCAAUUCGUCAAAAGCAAUCGAGAACAUCCACAAUCGUACUAGAAGUGUCGCUUGUAUGUAAUGAGAUUUCAUUAUGUUUAUGUACUUCGUAUUUAUUGCUCAAGCUUUACUUUAAAUAGUAGUUUGUAUCUGUAUGAAUGUUCGUAAAACAUUUUGUUUUCAAUUAUCACAGUUUUUUCAGUUACUGUUAUUUUAACUUUUAGAUUGAAACCAUUCGUUGAAACUACUGCCCAGUCAUCAUAACUUCAUAAGACACUUAUAAAAUGUCACAUAAAUCUAUACUAAUAUGUAUUAUAAAUGCGAAAGUAACUCUGUCUGUCUGUCUUGCUUUCACGCCUAAACCACUGAACCGAUUUUGAUGAAAUUUG